Xyrichtys novacula (pearly razorfish) is the source of this 41059-nucleotide messenger RNA. The record is from the annotation of a GenBank genome assembly. Lineage: Eukaryota; Metazoa; Chordata; Actinopteri; Labriformes; Labridae.
AGUAGAGUUUCAGAGCAAGAGGACACAGGUGGUUAGAUGCAGUGUCAGUUAGUCAGUGUGGGUCCUGUCUUGUUCCUGUUAUAGAGUUGUAAAAGUAUGACCAUUGUUUUUACCCUCAUAGGCUGCCUUGUGGAGUAAAGAAAAAGACUGAUAACCAAAUAAUUUGGUGUUGGAACAGGUGAAAACUAGGGAUGGGGACGAUCCCGAAAGACAUUAGGAGGCUUUUGGACGGUAAUAGUUAAAUUUUUUAUGAUAAGUAACGCUUGUUUUGAACAGCUAAGGUUUGUUUUUGAAUCUUGUCAUAAAAAAAGUGGAACAAUGGGAAUUUUUACAAGCUAGUAUGCUCAUGACCUAAAAAAGAGGUACAAGUAACAUGAUUGAAGUGAUAGUAAAUGCUUAGGGUUGAAAAUAUAUAUAUUUCCCUUUUGUUUUUAAAAGAUACACUGAAACGUGGAGAAACUAUCCGCCUUUGAGAUGUACAGUAACAAGAGCAGUGUUUUAAUACAUUUGCAUGUUGUGCCAGGCCUGCGAACAACAUUUGCAUGUGUUCACUCUGGAGUGUAACAGGACAGGGAGCACAUAAAGAAAUUAAGCCCAUACAUCAGAUAAGUGGCCUGUUCUCACAAGUGCAGGCAUCGUUGUGUCUGGUGUUAUUACCACAAGUUUGCUCCCUGUUACUUAUUUUCCAGAGACAUUAGAGUGUUUGCUGUCCUUCCUUUGUGUCCUUGGAUAUAAUUUCCACAUGUCAGGUUGAUGAAGAGUGAAACCAGAAGACUUUUUAACAUUAUUCUCAAAAACAUAAAUCAUAGCAGGGGUUUAAUAGUCUUGGUUUUAUUGAAAAGAUGUGUCCUCAAUUUCUAUGCUUACUUUUUACUUACAAAUACCUUGAUAUGAUACUAAAGCAAACAGCAAAACAGAAAGUUGUGUACCUAACAUUCGCUCAGUUAGAGAUGUCCUGAUCAGCUGUUUACCUUGUGGAUCUAAAAGCUGCAAAAACCAGAGAUGGGCUGGUGGUCCACUGACAUGAAUUCAACUCUCUCUCUCUUAAAUCGUUUUGCCCUCAAGAAUAUUUCACUCUCCUUUUAAAGUCGGGAGUUUGUUGCUUCCGUGCUGCAGUCUCAUCCUCUGUUGCUUUAGAGGACACAUCUCAUUCCGUGGCAUGUUUACUUUUUUGACUUUGCAUCAAAUUGGUAGUGUUGAACGCAGCUCCGCUACUACCACCUGAUUGUACUGCAUAUAAUGCAAAUGACUGUUUUGCUUUCUAGUUGAAAAUAUUUACAUACUGCUGACAUUUUAAUGACGAGGACACUCAUGCUAUCUCACACAACUGCAAUCUAGUGCAACUUCUGCUCACUUUACAACACUAACGUAAAUGAUCGAUCCAAUUCGCCAAUCCCAGAUCAGUUAAAAAUGCUAUAGUUGAGAAUUGGAAUUUAGACACACCAGAUUUGGGUAAGUGCACAAGCUUUGCAGAAAGAGGGUGAGAUGACUUAAUCGUUACCACAGCUCCUGACAGUGUGACUCACAUCCUGCUGUUGUAGCUAACAUCACUGUAGUGUUAUUCAGUCUGUUUUAUUUAUUUUCCUCCUAAAAGGACAGUGUUCAUUAAUCAACAUUUAAACAAAUGUAAAUGUAUCCAAGCUAGCCAGAAGGCUAAUUUCCCUCAGCAGUCCCUUUGCCAGAUGUUGUCAGGCAAUACUAAAAAAAAGAAAACAGCACAGACAAAAUAUCAGAUAACAAACAAACAAAAAUUUAACUAGAAAUAAAUGUUUGUUUUAAACUUAUAAAGUCCGCUGAAUUACUUUAUCGUACACAUGAUAAAUAGGUGGCUGACUAUAAGGAGAUAUCAACUGAGUCUAAAAAUGUGAGUCUGACACUGUGUGUGAGUUGGUGUAAAACAAACUUUUGUACACAAAGGAAGUGUUUACCUGAGGUCUAAAAGUGAUACGUUUAAGAGGUGGAUUUGAUAUUUUUAUGCAGACAAGAACAAACCGUCAUGAUUGCUUUGUGAUAAUAUCAGACAUUAUGAUGUUUUUCAUGUUUUUAUUGUUGCAUCAGGCUGCCUCAACUUUUAUGUUGAAUUUUCUAUUCGUACUUAUGAUGUUUAGUAACACUCCAACUUUGCAGCACAUGAUUCACACAGUUUUGUUUUCACUCUGAGCUGCUUUAACCAAACUUUACAGGAAGAAAUGGAAUUUGUGAGUUCAGUUUGAGUCCUCCAGAAAUGAAAUGUUGUCAUGAAUGUUUUCUGUCAUCUUCAGACUGUGAGCUGUUUAUAGCCGAGCACCUGCAGGAUGAGGACCUGAGUGAAAAUGCCCAAGAGACCCGUGAAGUCUUACUGAAUAACUUCCGGGUCGUCCGUUUAAGGUAGGAGUUAACCUUUGAAAGCGGUGUUAAAUCAGUGCUCGGCAAAAGGCACAGAAAGAUGCUUCACUAGCUAAAUAUUUUGAUUUACUUUGAAUAUAUCAUGAUUUUUGUUUUGCUUUUAGUACCACAGAAGAGCUUUGAAAGUCACUGUAAUUGCAUAAUUAGUUCACCAUUUAGUCUAAUGUUGUCCCCUUUUAAGACUUAAUUCUUGCCUCUAACUAUCUGAAGUUUUAAAGGUUUUAUACAAUUGUUUGUUAAUCAGAAAGAUUUAAUCUUUAGAAAGCUUUAUUUUUGAAGCCUGACAUAAGAAGCCAAGACUCCCCAAGAAACAAGAACUCUCAAACAAAGUGUGCACCUCGACACAGGAAACACCUCUUCUUCCGUUGCUUGCUCGGGGUGAUAGGAUUUGCUCCUCGCUGAAGAUGUGGUUUUGAGGUCUUCUGUGCAGGAAACAAUUACUGAAAUUGAGAGGCAGCGCUAGAGCCGAGUUAAAAAUGAAAGCAGAGAAAAAAUUUCAGCCUGGUACAAAAAGAUUUUGAUAAAUGCUUUUUUGAUUUUACAGAAACCCACAAGAAUUUCCCCUCAGAUGUAAGUAACUCACUGCAAUGAUUUAUUUCCUUUGCUUAUUUUUCUUAUUCGUACACACACUCAUGUUUUCCCUCAUCUCUCACUGCAAGAAUAAAAGCCCAGAAUGUGCAUUUGUGUGUUUAAAGUGCUCCUGUGCUUAAAAUAACAUCAUAGUUACAAAAAAAAAGUCUUCGUGGGACUCAUAAUGUAUGCUUCUUUCCCUCCUUCUCCACAUUUUCACCUCCACGUACACACACUCAGUGGACCCAAGAGACGAAGAAGGUUCUGAUGACAACCGCAGUUCCAGUCUGGGUCGCUCUGCCCCAUCAGACGACGCCUCAGUAGCUUCUGACUGCCAGGACGAUGGUCCCCCAGAGUGUAAGUUAACAACAGUCUGGAGACUGAUUCCCUUUUGUGUGCAUGUGUCAUCUCGUACUGUUUCCGCAGUGCAGAGAUCUGAGCUGAAAAAAACCCAAAUUCUUUAUGUGGGUGUCUGUGCGACAAAUCGAAGCACCGGUUUUUAGAUUCGAGUUGGAGUAAUCGGAUCAAAACUAUAUGUAGCUGUUACCUCGAACAUCAGGGAGAAAUUUAACCCUCGCAGAGAAACUACACCCCUAUACUAUCAGUGUGUUUCUGCUGAAAGACUCGAGUGUGCAAAGAACUGAGCACCAACAAAGGAAAAUGUAAAGAGGAGGACUCUUUGUCACUGGAGACAAUACAAGAGUCCUCUGAGAAAACCAAACAAAUACACUUUUGACAAACAACCCUUGCCAUCCUCACUGGCACACCUACACCUCACCACAGGAAGCGCAGUCAGACCCUUUCGCUGGAUAUUGCUCCUCGCCUUCUUAAUUUGAAAAAACAGACCACAUCUGUGAAGUCUCUCCCCCCCGUUCGCCGGCCUCCUACCUUGCUCGCCUUCACCGGUGACAUCAUUGACUCCUCCUACCUUUCCUCCUUCAGCGUUCAGGUAGUAGGUAUCUCAUGCUGGAGGAAAAAAAAGUGGCUGGCUGGGGGGUUCGCUGAGGACUGAAUGGGGACCUAGAGCUCCCUCCAGUGGCAGAUCCACAGACCUGGAUCUUCCCUUGAGUUGUGGGGCUGUGGGAGGCAUGGAGGCGGCCCACACAGAGAGGUGGCUUUGUAGCUGCAGGCUAAUGCAGUGAUUGAUUGACCUCGAGCCCCUCUAUUCUUUCACAACCGGGGUUUGAAAUACAACACUGUACCUGAGGGGCCAUGUGUGUUACAUCCCUCUCUCCCUGUAUCAAUCUUUCUCUCUAUCUUCCUUUCUCGGACUUGCCCUCCCUCCCGUUCAGAGUUUUUGUAUUUCUGACUUUAUGCUCCAGUUAAUAGCCCUUGACGUGACAUGCCGCAGGUGGGCAUUAUUGACUUGGCUGCCUUAGGUGCCCAUCUAUACCCUGUUGUUGUUUUUUUUUUUUUCUUCAUGUGGUGAAGCUGGAAUCAUGUGGAAUUUCCCAAUAAGAAAGAAGAACCUGUCGUCAGAGCGCCAGUGCCAGCUGGAUUUAGUCAGAACCGAUCUCCUUAUUUGGAAAAGGCGUAAUGAACUCCUCCAUCCUCUGACCAGAGAAGACUCACUGUCGCUUUUUUUUCUAUCCUUUAAAAAAGAACAAACGAUGGCAGAUGGUCGAGAAGAUACACCACGAGACAAUGAUGAUUCUUUUCUCUCUGAGUUGUUCAUUACAGAAUAAACAAAGAAAGAUUUUCUUGUGCAAACGGACAAAAUCAAGCAAUAAAAUGCGGAGAAAAAUUUCCCUUUGGGUUAUUGUGGUAACACGCCCAACUACAAACAAUGCCGUCUGUUACUGAAUGGGAUAAUAGUUAAAGCUUUCAUAUAGUCAAUUUUAAAUGUGAGAAAUCGCCAAUUAUGCAGCACAACCAGAACCUCCUCUUUUCCUUUUAUUUGCAUUUAGCUUUGAUUAUCGACAAUCAAACGCUUAACAAAGCUCACAGUCUGCCUCGGGGUCAAUAAUCAUAACAUUUUGAUUCUGUAAGAAAAAUUCCCACCUAACAGCCGUGUGUCGUCUUUUUUUUUAUUGCCGGGCGACAGAGACCAUGUUAGCGGAGUGAAUGGCCUGUGUCCUCGCUGAAAGGGCAUGUGGAGUUCAGAGUUCAUUCUCUGUUCACCGCCAGCUGAAAGAAACAGCUCGCACUUUUCUGCCGGGCGGUCUGCUUCAAUGGGAGAGGGAGUGUUUGUGGGAAAUAAUGGCACGACCACUUAAUGAAAUCAGCGACAAUUUCGGAGGAACAAUCCUCAAUGGAUGACGAUUUGGGUUUAUUUAAAUUUCCUUUCGCUGCUUUAAUUUAAAAAUCAGCACAAUACCUUUGUUGCAGAGAUGAGGAUAAUUGAGCGAAUUAGAGAGUCGCGUUUUCGCUGCAAGGAGAAGGUAGAAAAUGGAGUUUUCUUCCUUGGGUUUAAUUGUAUCAUUUUAUUUGAGCCUACUGUACACAAAAGGGACUUUGUGACUUGGAGGAUGUAUUAUCCGUGGUAAUCGACUGCCUGCCUUUGCUGCUCUCUGUUCCCUAACCAGAGAGUGAGUGAGUGUGAAGUCGAUGGCUGCUUUUACACGCAGGAGGAGCCUGUGCCGUUUGAUUAGAUGCGGUGGCCUGUUGUCUUCAGCGGACUGGGUGACACCAGAUUUGUAAUGGCUGACAGGAACAGAUGGAGCCUCCAUUGUUAGCCUGGCUGUCUGCAUGGUAAUGUGAACUGAGUUUCACCCGCCGACCGCACCGGUGACCUGACCGCGCCUGCAGCCUCACCCCAGCCUCGUCUGCCCCCUUUUAGCACCCUCUGCCUCUCCUCUCCCUCUGACUGUCCUGAGCUAUUUGAGGCUCACACACAUUUUUAGGUUUUUCUUUCACUCCUUUUUAUCACACACACUCUUGCCAUUCCAGUCCAUUUUGCAUACGUAAACAAACAAACACAUCCAGAUUCUCCCUCUGGUGAAUAGAAUCUCUUUAAAACACACACACACAUGAACACACACACACCAACAGACCCCAGGAGACAGCUGGAGAUGUGGGUCUUUUAGCCCUGUCAUGCUGUUUGCAGGUCAAGUUUACGAACUUACGAAGUUGAAAUGGCCUGUUUGUUUUCCUUUGAUUGGGGAGCGCCGCUGGGCACUCGGGGAUGUUUGCUGGGAAACUGCAGCGAUGACAGAGCGCUGCAGGAAGAGCUCUGUUUCAGGAGAGACGACGCUUUCGAUACGACUCCUCUUCCUCUCUGUGAUAGUAAUGUUUCUGUUAUGGUCGACCAUAAAGUCUGUGUUUACCCGGGUGUGGAUCUACAGAGGGAAUCUCACGCCUGUUUUUAUUUUGUGCUCUGUCAUAUCAGGUUGUUUGUGAUUGCUUUAUCAUUUAAAAUUAUUGGAAUCAUCUCAAUUUAUUAAAAUUAACACAAAUUUAAUUCAACCCUUUUUUAUUUAAAACAAAGUCGUUCUUAGAGAUUAUUUGGUUUGAUAUAUGGAAAGAUUUUUUUUAUCAUACUGACUCAUUUUACUACUAAUCAGUUAGUUUUUCUGCAAGUAAGAUGUGUAAAUAAAACCAUAAAAAUCACAUUUUACCGUUAAGUUAAUCAGAGAUGUUUACAAUAUGAAUUAGUUCUUUCAAUUAUUUUCUUAAUAAUAUGAUUAGUUAAUUAGAUUGUCAGAUAAAAGAGUUGAAAAAUGUUGCCCAUCGUUCCACACGAAGCCUUUAAAUUAUUUAAUAUCCACAACCUGAAGGUCUAAAGUGAGAAUGAAAACAGAAAAUAGUGAGGAGCAGUAACCUGGGAGCUUAAAAAAAUACUUUAAACUGAUCGAUGAAUUAUGAAAGCAUUUAUCAUUAAUUAAAAAAAAUGAUUACUAUUUUUACAGUAUUGUGCCUCAAAUAUCGGCCCGCACAAUUAACAGAUAUUAAAAAAUGAGCAUUUGAAAAAAAGCACAUGUGAAUAAGGACGUUAUAUAACAUAUACAAUCAAUGUUACAUGUAUAGUUGACUUAUUGGAUAGAGGCUGGGUCAAAUGAAGCUUUACUCACCUUGUCAGGUAACCUCAGAUUAAUUGGUUAUAAUUACCUGAUGAAAAAAAUGUCUGUUGGAUUCUGGUAAAACCUGUUGCAAGCACAUGUAGCUAAUAUGCUCUUUUUAAUAAAAACGAAUCCACACCUAUUGAUCACAAUAAUGAACCACGUGUAGCACACUGCAUUUGUAUCAUAACCUGCAGGUCAGAAUAAGAGAAUAAAAAAAGAGAUGAUAGUUUUUUUUUAUUUGAACAUUAAAAACACACCGUAUUCAAAUGGUUAAACUUCUGCAUAUUGUCACUCUGCAGUAAGAAUCACAGGAGAGAAACGCUGCAGUGUCAGUUUUCUUCCAGUAUCCUAAAAUGUGUUUUGCGUCCCAAAAUUUUCAAUUAACCACGGCGUGAGACCGAGCGAAGCUGCAUUUGUUUACAAUCGAGGAGCCGAAACUCGUAAAUGUUUGGCAAUUUUGACUUGCACGUAUGUUCUGUUGUGUCGGCCUAUUUUAUAACACAGGACUCAUGUCGGUGAUUACCGCGCCGGUCCAAUUUCCUCAACCAAUUACUUUCAAUAGAAUGCUGUGGGAUAACCAAUUUAAGUUAUGUCUCGCCGUUGCCUGUUCCUCAUUUGAAUAACAGGACCCAAUGCACAGUGUAACAUUAUUACACGCUGCUGGAAAAUAGAAUAUUAAAUCUUAAAUUUUGUCAUUUUGGCUGAAGCUUGAAAAAGCGAUAUAGAGCGAAGUGCUUUUGGGGUUGUGUGCCCGGGUGUCUUGGCUGGUGAAAUUGGGAAAAACGAUGCCAGCUGACGGAUUUAUGCUUCAUUAGGGGGUUAAUCAGCAAUAUUUAAAGCGCCAACUGGCCCUUGUGUGUGUUUGAAGUCAAAUUAAGUCGUGGAGCGAGAGGGAGUCCGUGGAUCCUUCACAGGGGGAAAAAUUAAAUUAAAAGAAGAGAGAGACGCAGAAAAAUCCUUGAAAACUGCUGCAGGAGUUCAGCGGUGUCUUAAAUGGAAGUUUUUAAGCAUCACCUGGACAAUGUCGCUGUUUGCAUUGAUGACCUCUCUGCAGGUUUGUUGGCCCUGAAGCUGUGCUGUCUGCCUGCAUACUGAACUUUCGACCUUCGACCUCAUGCUUGGCCAACCUGCGACCUGUCUGCACUCAGCCCAGGGUUGUGUGAAUGAUCGGCCUUCCUGUCACGCCCAUCCGUCACAAACUUUCUUUGGACUUUGCGAUAGCUAUCUACAGUAUCUCUCUGUCGGAGCGUCUGCCCGGGAAUUCAUUUCUCACCACGUUCAUCGGUGUAUGGAUUUCAUGACAUUUGGAUUGCGGCUGCUAGUUUGCAAGGAAGCGAGGGAUAUGUUAAUGACCUCCUUGCUUCCUCAUUCUCCUGCACUCUCUUCUCCUCCCCUCUCUUAGUGUGCUUUUCUAGAAACACACACACACACACACUCACACACACAUUACGAGGCAGGAGCAGGCUCUGUGCAUUGCUGCGACUGCUUGCCACCAGGGUUCAAAAGUUCACUCUAUUCCCCUUGGGCUACUGUGCUGCUGCAGAUGCUGAUAGUCUUCUCUCUCUCUCUCUCUCUUUCUCUCUCUCUCUCCCUCUCUCUCUCUCUCUCUUUGCCGGCUGCCUUUCUCUCCCUCUCUCCCUCGCUGUUUACACUAUUAAUCUUGUACACUCUCCCUCACACACUCACUCACACAGCCUGGCAAGAAGAGAGCGGCUUGAAGGGGGGAUUUGGACGUAUUUAACCGAAGGGCAUCCAUCACUCUCAUCUCCGGCUUCACCCCCACCAAAAGCCACACCGCGUAGUGUUUUCUGCAUCCUCCCGGUUUGUAAGCCCUCUGAUGCAGCUCUCCGCUCAUUUGCUUUGUUUUAUUGUUGCACUGCAUAUAAUUACAUCCCUCCGUUGCCUCUGGUGUGGCGCCGUGUUGAAACCCAGGGAAAACAGGCGAAGGUAAAUGUGCAGCAGUCCAUCUGUAAAGAGGCACAUAGGCAGAAUGCAAAGUGGGAAGCUGGGGCAGGGUGGCUCCUAAUCUCCCCCAGAGCUGUCAAUGUCACAGACAAAUAGCAAAACUAUCAGAUGCGGCGGGUUCACCCAGAGGUUAGCGUUCCCAGGUACCUCCUGCUUUCACUCCCUCUCUUUCUCCCCCUGCCUUGCAAAUGAGAAUUUGAUUUUGCCCUCCACUGGAAUCCAUUUCUGGAGAUGAAUGAAGUUUCAAUGCCAAGCCCAGGUGGCCCCGCUGAUUUCUUAGGGAAAUAAAUGGAGAUGGGAGAGAUGUGUUGGCCUGUACACAGACAGUGACAUGGCGGCUCCCAAUGCCUCUGGGAUCCCUCUGUUUAAUUGUUGCUUUAAUGCAGCACUUUAAGGUCAUUAACAUGCCCUUGUGGAGUUAUUCCAGGAUGUUGGGGAUGCAUCCCUCUCUGCACGGCUGGAAAAAGUCUGCCGCACCGUGUCUGUGCAUGUGUGUGUGUCUGUGUGUGUGUGUGUGUGUGUGCCAAGUGGGACAGAGCUGCAGUGGGGUUACGUGCCGGUGUAAGGAUCCUUACCUUCAGUAGAUUUGUUUUUCUGCAUUGAUUAAACGCGGCUCAUGCUCUUAGCGAGCGAAUCUCUUCUUUGAGUCAGGAGCCGGUCAGCUGGGAAAAUGUUCAGUAGUAAAGGAGUUUUUAUUACACAGCUGUGUUUAAAAACGAACGCUGAUGCAUUUAGAUAAUUAAAUUCAUAUCAUAGCUGAUCACAGCUACAGUGACAAGCGUGUAUUAAACACAGGGCUGAAAUAAACACGGUGGAAUCGUAGAUUUUUGACUCCGCUCCGGCUGUUCGGUGCUUAAAUUUAGGUUGCCCAGAAACAAUUAAAAUGAGUGCAAAAUAAAAAUAAUGAUCAUACUCGCUGUUUUAUAUCGCUUUCAAAUUUUUUAUGGCUUCAUUUUUAUGUUUUCAUAAUAUCUGUUUGAAAUGACUUUAGCGGCAGUUACUGUCAUCUCGGUUGAUUUACCGUUUUCCUCUGAAUGACGAAAUGCAAAUUCAGUCCCUUUUUUUCUUCUGCCUCAUUUAGUUAUUUAUUUUUGAACAAAGGAACAAAGGCGACCAUAAUGUUAAGUUUGAAUAGUACAUAAAAAUCUAUUAUUGAUCCUUAAAAAAUCACAGUAUUUGAACCUUAAUUUACUCGUCCAUUAUUAUGAAGCAGGAUCAUGUGUUUUAAAAAGUUCUGUUAGAUUAAUGCAGCUAUUUCAAAAUUAAUAAAAAAAGUAAAAUUGUAUUUUUUUACGUCUCUUAAAAGUCAAAUUAACUUUUUAUGCACAUGCAGAAUUUCAGCUCCUGAAUUAUGUGUCAGGUCUCAAAGAUCUACGAUUGCAGACUUGGUUCCUGUGGCUUUUGAGGUUCGUCAGUUUAAAAAAAAAAAUCCAGAUGAAAACAGGUUUUGUGAUUCAGAUGGAAAAGAAGCCGAGUUUCAUUUCCUUUAUUAGCGGCCGAAUGAGGUCACGAGUUCAUGAAAUCACUCGUCAAAAGCCUGUAAUACUGUGGUGUCCAGAUGUGCAGAAAAGAGGACGACUGAAUAAGUUUGAUGUGUUUAAGUUCACUUAAUUAAGUCUGUAAAAGAAAAAGAGAAAGUCUGAUUAGUUUAUGUUUUCUUUCAAUUUUUAUAAUUUGUAAUUAAUUGUAAUAAAUAGAUUGACCUCUUACGGACUCUGACUCAAAAUAAUAUAAAUUUGUGGUGUCGUGUGAGCCCAUGCAGGUGGGGCAAAUAAUAUAUGUCACAAUAAUGAAUCUCCAAACUCAUAAAAAAUUCAAUAAUAAUAAUGAUAAUAAUAAUAAUAAUAAUAAUUAUAAUAGACGGCUGUAUUUAAUUUUCAAAACGAGGUUUCCAAAGGGCUUUGACAGACAAAUAAAGGAUACAUAAGAAUAAAGAGCAGCGAGAAAAUUCAACAACAAUUUAACCAGGUCAUCAAGAACCAACACAAAAGACCCCAAACAACAUAAUUAACCCAAAACAUCUUAAGAAACCAGAAGGACCUUUAAGAGCCCAGGAGAGCCCAGAAACCCGGUAUGAACUGAGACCUGAAAGACCGAGGAGGUUUGAUGAUCGAGCAUUUAGAAAUGAAGAUGUAAAAACUAUAAAAAGGACUCAGCAGUAAAAUAUGAUUAAAGCAAUGAAAAGACCGAGAAACUUUAAAAAUUAGUAAAGAAAAUUUAAAAUUAGAGUGAUAAAACACAUUUAAAUAAAAUAAAUAAUAGAGCUGAAGACCAUAAACUGUGAAGUCUCAGAAAUAAUCUUUAUUUUAUCACAAAACCUGAAGAAUAACAAUCAUGUUAACAAAGUUUUGUCAUUGUUGUUUAAUUUAUAAACUAAAUUAUAAAUAGAAAAAAAAUCCUUGACUAAAAACACUUAAAAAUUUUGGGUGUUUUUUAUUUUCAGAAUUUUCUGUAGCAGAUUUGAAAGUUGAAGAGUAUUUAAAAUUUCCUUAAUUUUAAUAAUGUUAAAAAAAAACAACACACAUGUCCUGCAGCACCUGUUGCCCCCAAUGUUGCAGCAGAUUUAUAGAAGGAGUCAAAGACUGAUGGCGUCUUAUCACUGUUUAUCGGCGUAUCCUGUAACAGCAGUGGCUAUAAAAUAAGAGCAAUUAUAUUAAAAAUGUAAUAGAUGUGAGAGAUUUCUCAGAGAGCACAGUGCAAUAACACGGCCCUUGGAAACAUAUUUAUUUACUUUUAUUGCAGAAAUUGCAUUUAAAGCAUUUUAGUGGAGAUAAGAGAAGCAUUUUAAAGUUGCAAUAACUGUACAUUCAGAGGGUGAUAGUGUUGAUUUUCUCUGAGUGUUUCUCCCUCCAGGCUCUGUCGUUGACUCGGUUUUAUCCGGUUUUAUCACAGAUAUGCAGGCUCUCCUGUGGGCCCGAACUCCUCCAUUGUUGGUAUUUAUAUUCCUACUCCUUUUUUUUCCCCUGUCUGUGUCAGUGAAGCAGCUGAAAACCAUCCCCAGCGAUUAGAGGAUCAUUGUAUCUGCAGUUAAGCAUUUGAAUAGUGGUAGUAAAUCUAGAAAAGGGAAAUUCAGGGUCGCUGUAUAUGCUACUGAUGGCUGCCCAGGGGGAAGCCGGUGUCACAUAGUAAAUUUAGCCCCUUAGUGUCUUUACAGUGGCCGGCCUGAGAUGUUUGAGUGUAGAAAUAGAGCAAAAAGGAGUCCAGGAUGACUUCACAUCUAUUCUUUAAAGAGGCACAGAAGUGUUUAUUAUUUUUUCAUCUAAACUGCAUCGAGUUGAACAGACUUUUAAGAGAGAAACAACAGAAAUCUCUGCUCUGAAGAGUAUUUAUGAGAAAAGAAAAACUUUGGAAUCAAAGAUUUACCUGAUCAUCUGAAGACUUUAUCUUUUUUUUAUUUUUAUUUCUACUCAAAUUUCCAAAACCAAAAUCAAAGAAAUCCUGAAAUCACUUUUGCAUUAAUCCUCAGACCCAUUACACAUUAUUAGACGGCUCCACAGGCAUCAUGCAGCAGCCGGAUAUAAUGCACUGCAUGUUGUCUUUGGUUCAAACACAUGCAUUAGGAGGUCCUAAACACGGUUUAUGUAUCGAUGACUGAAGUCCUAAUCAAAUCAGGGGGAGGAUGGGAGGGCACGGGAGACACUCUGCCCUUAACCUCAGAGCCUCUCAGUCUCUCUCCUCCCUUUUGACGGCCGCCUUGCUGGAGGGACGCGCAGCAGAGGCCUUCUACUGUAAUGAGGAAAAAUGUAUCAAUUUAGCCUGGCCCGUGUGCAGAUUGAGCGCAGGGUGGGUGAAGGUGCACCGAGUGAAUCCUUUUUCCUAAUCAAGGACAGUAUCGAAGGGGAUUGCGGUCUCGCUCGCUUCGUCUGUAGAGUCAGCAGCAUUCCUCCCCUGCAGCCCCCUCAGGGCCAGGGAGCCUCUCUCUGCCUUCUGUUUCACCUCAUCAGCAGAGUUCACGCGGGGGUCAGGUCCUGCCCCCUGAUGCUGCAUUCAAUGCAAUACCUCUUGCAUCGAAAGGCGCUGUGAGAGCCCCCCCGUGCUCAAGGACUUAGCAAAAGAGAAAGAAAACAUAUGAGCGCUCUCUGAUUUUGAUUUCUACCUGUGCCGUGAGGGCGGUCACCUCUUCUACUCACUUCUAAAUACAGCCGUUUAUCUCGUAAAGUGGCCAGUGGAAGCUGAUGCAUUUCCCUGCAGAUUAUCCCGGCAGUAUGUUGUUGCUUUCUCUCUGCCUUUGGAUAAGAAAAGCAAAUUUAUUUUCCAGCUCUUUGGUUACUUUAUGAAUUUAUUUACCUGUGAGAGGGCACACACACUCCAAAAGACGUGUGACAAAGAUUUUCCGGAUGUUAAUAACUGGAUCAAUUCUUUUCACGUCCAUUGUCUGCUUUGUGUUCACAUCUAAAAGAGACAAAUGAAAACAACAACUUGAAAUUAAUCUGCAACAUUUGGAUAAUUUUUAAAAUACAGAUGCUAAAGUUUCAGGACCAACAGUUUGUGAGUUUUGUAGUUUCAUUUGCAGAGUGAUGAGAAGAUUCACGACAAGCUGAUGAUCAUUAUGACAGAUUUUCAUGCAGAUCACUAUUCAACCCGUAUUUUAAAAUUCCCCAGAUGAAUAUUAAGAAAUUUGCAGUUUCGUUAAUAUCUGUAUUUCAUAGGUCGCCUCGAAUGAUUACAGUAGAGCUAGAGAAGGAAAACACUUCUCUUCCUUUCCUGAACAAACACAAGUUCUUUCACUGCGGGCGUUUGUUUUUUUUCUUUAUCCAAAUCUAAAGGAGACCACAAAAACAGACCGCUGCUGUUCAUGCCGGCUCCUUGGCAGUUUGUCCUCAGCUUGGAGGAGAAAACAACUCUUUUUUUCUUUCUCUCAUGAUUUCCAUGCACGCUGCACCAGCCUCGAGCGGCAAGCCGAGGGGGGAGAGUCACCAGGAGGCAAAGUAUUCUGAAAGUGGAGUAGAGUAGAAAACUAAAAUUUCCAGACUUGUAGUUUUUUUUACUCUGUAAGUUGUCGUGUAAAAAGAAAGACAGAAAAUGAACAUUGUUAGCUGCAAGCAAGCGUGCAAUUAAAAGAUAAUAGACUCUCAUCUUGAGUGGUGAAAAGAUAAAGUAAAGAAACUGUUUAAUAAAAAAGUCAUCUGUCCAGUUAUUCUGUCAUAAAAUAUAAAAAAUUUAUGUUAAAGAAAAUAAACUUUAGCUUAGUCACCAGCCAAUACAGACCAAAUAACUCUACAUAUGAACUGAUGAUGAAAAUAACCCGCAGUUGCAGCCCCAUGCGUCAGUAUUACAUUAUACAGUAUACUGAAUAAACUCUGGGGCCGAUUUAAAGAGAUGAACACGUGUAAAUAUUAUUGAGGCUGACACAUCAAAUUUAUUAUCAUAUAUUUAACAUUUUAGGACAAAUAAGAGGCAGGACAUGUGCAACUAAAACAAACCCAAACAAAACAGAAGAGAAGGAAAAGAAGAAAGAAAAAACAUUACACAUGAUGAAGAGAAAUAUAUUGACGGCCAACUUGCUGCCUAAUAAGUUGUAAUAUGUUUCAUUGACUGGAUAGUUAAGCCGUGUAAUAUGUUUUUAAGUGUGUGGGGUGCUGAAUAUGUCACUUAUUUUGCAAAGAUCAAUCAAAACAGGUCUGGAGAGUCUGCACACGUUUACUAAAAAUGAUCACAGACCACUGUGAGUGUGCAGUGAGAACACACACAGUGAUUACACAAAACAACAGGCUCAGUUUGUGUAGCUGCCUGUAUGGCUAACGUUCACAAAAUGAGUGAACACACAGAACCAGAAUCAGCAUCUUUAGGUUUAACUGAUGGAUGUGGAUCGUUCUCACUCGCAUGAAGAUGGUUUUCCUUUAAGGACAGGUGUUUCCUAUCGAGACGCAGAUCUGCAGACUGCGUUAGGAAGCAGUCGCCAUAAGAGAUUCCUCGACAAUUAACUCGUUUCACCACCUGCAGAUUAACCACUGCACAGAAUAGGAGAAGAGCUGGUCCACACUGAUCGGUAGAGUUACUAGCAAAACAAAAACAUACCAAGUAACACACUCAGUUUGAAGUGAAUAAAUUAGACUGUUUUUCUUUUUAGUGUCCUAACAGCAUUUAACAUCCUUAGGAAAAGAGUGAGCUAGUAAACCAGACUUUACCAACACAGGUUUGUGUUUUUUGUUCACGAUUUUAAAGGAAUGCAAAAUAGUAUCAUUUAUUGUUAUCGGCAAAACCUCCAGGAAUUUAGACGCCUUUUUUUCAUCCUAAUCAUUUAGUUGAUUUGUUGUUUGUCCCAAGAGGGACAGACUCACAUUUUAGUGCCAGAGACAUGGCAAUGAAAGGAGCAUAUGUUCAGAGAGUAUCCCAAAUUAUAACAACAGAGACACACACAAAACAAAGCUGACUCAUAAAGUCACCUGUAUCGAAACGUUGAUUCUUCUAUUACAGGCUAGUUUUUAUUUCAAUGACCUCCUGACCCUGUGUUUGUUUAUGUGCGCUGCAUUCUGAAGAAACUCUGCAGUGUAAUCCACUACAGUCCAAUCCACUGUAUUUGUAUAACAGAUUUAUCCAAACUGGAAUGUUUACCUGGGCAGUAAAAUGAAAGCAGAACAAAAACAAAGUUGAAUUAACACUGUGUACACUUAAUAAAAGCAUAGGAACAAAUAAAAACGAAAAAUAAACACAAGGAUAUUCAGUAAAAAGAAUCAAACUAAGAAUCAACAUAAAUCACAGCUCUUAUGCGGUGUUAAAACCAAAGGAGUAAAAUUAAGUUUGGAGAUGAGAUUUAAGGAUAUGCAAGGUCACAGAUGUUUUAACAGAGAGGAGAGGGGAGCUGCACGGUCACCUCUUGUUUUCAGCCUGGUUAGAGUAAGGGUUAAGGUUAGGACCGUAAGAAACAGCUGAUCUCUGUGACUUUGAGGAUGUGGACACACACAGGAGAAUUGUAGUGAUUGUACCCGACUCACCCUAAAAUAUGAUGUGUGUGUUUUUUAACAAGAUUUCAAAUAUGAAAAAAAGGAAACAGAGAUACACCUUCUUUCAUUCUCCUCUCGCUCUCUUUGGACGUGCACCUGGUUAAUUUGGAGAUGUCAAUAGCUGAGCACGAGUGGUCCCUGCCUGUUGAAGUACACGUCCCCCUGCUGAGAGUAAACCCUCUAUUGAUGCCGUUGCAGAAGAGCUACUUAAGCAGCUGCUCUCUCUCCUUCAGCAUCUCCAUCUUCUACAGAACCAUCAACAUGCUCUUCGGUGCAUUUUUCUGUUUUUCCAACAUCUUUGUUGCAUUAUGACCACCGUUAGAUCUAAUGUAACGUAUUAGCCCUUCCACCCAACCAUUUCCCUUCAUUUUGAUUCACUCUCUUUCCAGCCUUUGAUUGACUUUCAGCCUAAGUAAAGUGGAUUUUAAUGAGAGAAUACAUUAACUCCCUCUGGUCAUGCUAACAUAAAUCAGCCUUUUCUUGCGGGAUCAACUGCUGAGCUCAUAACACCAUGCUGGGAGAGUGUGAAUAACCAAAUGAGGGAGUGCGGCUGUGGCAGACCGCUGGCAGCUCAGAUGCAUUGUUGUGUGUGUGUCCCUCCCCCCCCUCGAGUUUCAAACAAGUUCACGAAGGCAGCCGAACGCAGCACUUAUCAGCAUACAGGUCAGCUUGCUCAUGGAAACGUUCAUACAUCAGGAUCAAUUAAAGACAUAUCUUUGCUCGAUUUCUAUUGAUUAUCUCCCUCCAUUUGGAAAUGAGGGCGACUCCCAUCUUUCCUCUGUGAUGACCACCGAGCACAGUUAGAUUCAGUUAGCGGCGCCUCGCAACUCCUCACCUUGAUUUACAAAAGCGGCUCCAGCAUCACAUCUGUCUGCUUCUCUUUGUUGGUAAUUGCACUCAGCUAAAUAGGUUAUGCUGAAAUAUCAAUAAAUUGCCAUCAAAUUAAUGUCAAUACCAAAGCUGUGGAUGGCGCUAAUUAAAACGCAAAAGGGAUGAAAAUGAAGUCAAGGCAUUGCCCUGAAUAAUUGAUAACGCAAUUUAUGAUUUUUAUGAAAGAGUGCCGUCUGUCUGCGAUUUUGAUGAGGGCUUAAUUAGAUGCAUUAAUGUGUCUCUCUGUGCCUGUAGUCAAACUCAAAGCUCAAACACCAUGAUGGUUGUUGGGGUAUUUUAACUCACUAAAUUGCUUAUUUUCAAAUAACAUUACCUCUGAAUAUCCUCUUAAAAUUGCAUGGGUCCCUAAGAGGUGUUAGUGUGCAAUUUUCAUUAAAGGAGGCAUUCGUUAGUGUUGGACCAAUCAGGAGGCUGCGUUUGUCACACAAGGGGGGAAAAAAAGAGACGUUACCAUGUGCUCACAUUAGUGUCAUGACAAACUUGGUAAAAGCCAGGUGCUGCUGAAGUUUGACGCAUCUCUGUCAGAGGGGGUCUGAGGUUGACUUUGACCUUCACAGGGUCUUCAUCAGGGCGUGGUCGAAAAACACAAACAGGUGAGGGUCCAUUUAUAACAUCAUGUCGGUUUAUUGAAAAAGUAGAGGAACAGAAAUAGACGACAUGACAAUAAAAGGAAUAUAAAACGGCACAGUCAGUGAGAACAGUAUUUACUCGGCUUUCUAACAACCCCUCUGCUGUUUUAAAUACUUGACUCUGAUUGGUCAAAAACCCUGUGACGACCUCUUGACAAAGAUCACAGUGAUAAUAUCAAAUAAGUUGAGUUGUAAGAGUUUUAACAUAGACAGCAAACAUAAGCUUUGAUGGAAAUGGUUAUUAUAAACUUCACUGCUGAUUGAAAUUUCCAAUUUGAUUAGAUGAAUUAGAUUAGAUGUUUGAUAUUCACUAUGCUAAGGUUACCUAGAUCUUUGAUACUCUGAUUCUUUUCACUGUUAUAUGCUUUAAAGUGAUUCAAUAUUCACUGUUUAUAUGUUUGGUAAGGUUGAAAAAUAUCAGAGCCUUUAAAACAGAAAAAACAGAUUCACACUCAUAUUCAACUAGAACAGUGAGAGGGUGAGCAGCAGCAGCGGAGGUCCAUUAAUGUAGAGAGAAAGAUGAUCAAGUCGUCAAUAUGGCGAACUUAAAUAUGAAGUUAUCCCCUGAUUUGAUUGAUUGAUUGAUCGACACAAUGAUUACACCCUAAAGGACGUAUAAACCCGUUCAAAUCUCCAUAUGAACCUGCUGGAAGGUGCUGAAGCUGAAGUCGCUCUCUGCUCAGCCCACCGUCACAGCCAUUACUGCUAACUCCUUGUUCAUAGAUUGUUUUUUUAAGUCUUUUUACAUCUACUAAAAAUACAGAUGUUACGUUAUUGCAGUUGUACGUCCAUAAAAUGACCAUACUAGUAAGAAGAUUAGAAAAUACAGACGGAGAUCAUACUCUCUGCGGAUACACACACCUCCUCUGGACUAUACCUCCUAACCCCUAACCCUUAACACUAACCCCAACAGUAAAUCAUGUUAUUCAGCUUUUUCGUGCAGGUUAAAAAUAAAAAAAUAGCAAAAAUAUAACCGUUUUGGAUGCCUAGUAGUUCAGUUUUGUUACAGGAACAGGUAUUUUUCUGGUAUUAUAUUAAAUAAAAAUUCUGUUAGCAUGACGACCCUACACUGUGACCCGUCCCCAACAUUAUCAUAAUAUUUUAGAUAUCACAAACAGUCAAUUAAGGGGACAAUAAUCACCAUGGCAACUCUGUUAAAGCAAUAAAAGGGAAUGGAUAGACUCAGAGCAUAUAUCUCCUCAGACGUGACUCAGAAGUCGUUGAUUUUAUGAUUUUUAUGAGUGAAAACAUGUUUUUUUUACUCAUCCUUGACUCCAGUGAGAGUUCCUUAAGACACCCCCUCCGGUUCUCCCUGUUGACCGGUUCUGCUUUUGUCCAUGGCGGGUCAAAGCGGCAUCAAGCAGUGCGAUGCUUUCAGGUCGCGCAGAAGAAACCGUCACGCUCACGUUUCGACCACGUCUGUGUUUGGUUGUUGAAGUGAGGUCAGGUCGUCGGGCGUCAAAGUGUUAAGCACGCAUGAAUGUGUAAUGUUUAUUGACUCUAGCAGAUCAGAGUGAUCCUGUGUUGAUUCUGCACCUCCUCAUCUAUUAGCCGGGCUUGACCUUUGGAGAUAAAUGAAGAGUGAGGUGAGCAGACAGAUGAGGGGAUUAGAAGUGGGCCGCGAAAGGGAAGCAGGCCUGGGAAUAAUAAAAAAUGGAGGGACUGCCGGCGGAUGGAUGAGGUGGAGGAGCAUAAUGAUCGCUGUUUGUUAUGAUGUACUGAAUCAGGUUCUCUUUGACGAAACAGUCCUUAGCACCUGUGUAUUUAUAGUGUCACUGCUCAGUCCAUCCACAAAGGCAGGCUGAUGAUAUGUGAGUGUUUUAGUGCACAGAGGUGUCUGGGGCUCUGCUCUGGUAUGACCUGCUCAUCCGUCAGGACCGCGAGCUGAAGCGGGGCAGGGUUAUGGGAUCACAGGCUGGACGGUUGUGAACUUGAAUCUCUGGAUGGUUAGCCAAGCAAAAAUCCAAUAUCCUCUGAGUUUAAGUUAUUUAAGGGCAGAGAUUUGACUGCACACCAAAACUUUUAAAGAUAAGAGCCCCCUAUACUUGAGACUCUUCAUGCUCUUAAUUUUUAUGAAUGAGGAUGAGGUCCCUGUUUGUCUAAUUUCUGGGUAUGCCAUUUAUCGAAGCCAGUUGUGGGAUGACAUGUUGGGUUUUUCCCAGCAUGCCUGAGGACUGGAGGGGAUGUACUCUGGAAAUUCCCCCAGUCAUCAUCAGCAGACUGACUGUGGUGUCUCACUGACUGGUGUAAAUGGUCUUUAAAUUGUUCCUGCGUUUCAGACUAACAAGGCGGUUCCUGCCCUCCCUUCGCUAAUGCCCGUUGACGAAUGAAUUCGGAGGAAGUCCAGCUUUUGUUUUUGACACAUGAGAAAGCCAGGUACUCCUGAGGAAGCAGAGGGCAGAUCCUGAGGUUGAGGUUGAUCUGGGGUCAGCUUUACAUGUUACCCUCUGAUGACAGAAAGGCUCGGUGAUCGUUCAAAUAAGUAGAUUUGUUGUUUGAACUUUAAAACGAUAUGUUGAAACGUCCUAACAGAGUAAUAACUACACCCUGAAAUUCUCUGUGAGUGUUUGUGCAUAUCUGCAUAUUAUUCUCUAUUAUACCACAGAAUAAUUAAAUGAUAAUUAAAAUGAAAAAGUUUAUAUAAGUAAACAUCGUACACAGAACCUUCAUGGAGCGAAACAUAACACCAUGAAGUCGGGUUCCUCUUUAAAGCGGCCUCACCAGGCUUACAAACUACAUGAGCUGCAUUGUCUAUUUACUGCACUAAUUAACUUAAGCCUUUAAGCGCUGCCAUUGACCUCUCAUCUUUAACAUCUAACUUUGCAAAUUGAAGAGAGUUGUUUGAAUUUCCACAGGAUGGUCACUCCCAUUAAAAGUGCAGCGUUGGCUGAUGGAUGGACUGCAGCGCUCAGCAGCACUGUAAAUGUAUUGAUCCUCUGUUUCCCAAAGCCUGGCAGGGAUGUAUUUGACCCGCAGGGAUGGAGACUGUGUGUUCACGGUGUGUGCUUGUGUGUGUGUGUGCGAGGGUUGCCUUGGAAAUUAAGUAGGUGUUCAUCAUUAGGAACACGCGGCGAAACAAUCAGUCCAGGAUUUAAUUGGUAGAAACUACUUCAAGACUCCAAAUGCAAAGACAAGCUGCUUUUUCCUCUUUUCUGUUAUGAAUUCAACAUAUGUGCAUGUUGGUCUUAAAAAACACUUUUUAUUUUGGACUUUUUAAAGACAAAUUAUCACUUCUAAUUCACAGACUUUGGUGACAUCCCCCUUGUUGCAGUCCAGGACCUCACCAACAUCUUGAAGCAAGGCUACUUGGAGAAGAAGCGCAGAGGUACAUAAACACCAGCUCAUGAUAAAAACAAAUCAUAUCUGUUGGUUUUUUAAUUGAUCAUUGUGUACACCUUCUGUAAGAUCACAGCUUCUUUGGCUCAGAAUGGCAGAAGAGAUGGUGCGUCCUGAACAAUUCAAUAUUCUACUACUUUGGGAGUGAGAAAGGUCCGUAUGAAAGGAAGAUGUACUCCAACAGUUCAGCUUUAAAGAUUAAAUAACGUCCUACCAGCUCCUCUUCUUUUACAGAUAAGCAGCAGAAAGGUUCCUUUUAUAUUAAUGAAUACAGUGUGCAGCUGGUGACUAACCUGAGAAAGGACUCCAAAAAGACUUGCUGUUUUGAGCUCUUUGCUCCGGGGCGGCGGGCUUUCCAGGUCUGUAUCACCACACUAAGUCUAAAAAGUGUGUCAUGAAACUCUGGUAAAUUUUCACUGUGGGAAUAUUCAGAAUAGUUGUGUUAUUUACUGAAAACUAUAAAGUAAAACAAACACAAUCACUCAUCUUAUAGAAAAGCUACACAAGAGUUUUAUCAGUAACUUUUUCAAUGACCACGUUUGUCUAUUUUUAAAGCUCCUGUGAGGAACUUUCCAUCUGUGUUGACUUUGGCGCCCCCUGUGGACAAAGUGUAAAUGUUUAAGAUAAGAGAUAAGAUAAGAUGUUCCAUUAAUAGUCCCACAGGGGGGCAAUUCCCAAAUUACAGCAGCACAGUAUAGAUACCAAAAGACCAAAAUUAAAAGAUAAAGAAACUUUGAGUUAAAACAGGAUAUGUGCAUGUGUUAUAUUUACAAGUUUUUAUUACAGUUUGUUGUUGUACCUGCUUUUUCUUGGCAGUUACAGGAAUAAAAAAUUACAUAAUAAAAAUAGCCAGUCUUAUUUGCAUCAGUAUAUCAUAAAAAGGUGUUAAUGUUCAUCUGGCUGUUUCAUAACGAAUCAAAAGCUUCCCACCAGAGCAGCUUAUGUUCAAAGUUAUAAAGUUAAGAAGCUUUUUAAGUAAGUUUCUUUAGAUGCGGCUUUUUAACUCCACAUUAUUACUGUCAUAUGUUCAGCUUUUUUUAUUUCUCAUACUGUAAAAACAUGCUUUUAUUUUGAAAUGGAGUAUAUGACACUUUCUCGCACACACUCCUGCAUGUGAGCAUCCAUGAUGGUCACCCUGGAAUAUAAAUAUGAAUUAAAGCAUUAAAGAAGAUUGCCUUAAAAUGGUUGAUUAACUAACAAAUAAUUCUAUUGCAAACUGAUUAAAUGAGUCCCUGGAAAAAUAAAUAAAUAAACAAAUAUAAUUUUGUGGAGAAAUACAUGAAAAUUUAAGUUUCUCAUUUAGUAACUACACGACAAAAAUCCCUGACAUUUUUUAAUCCUCUAUAAUAGAAAUAAUAUCAAUAGUUUUUAUAAUGAAAAUCAAUGAUAAGAACAGCUGUAGGUGAAUUUAGAUAGUUUGGAAUUACAGCAUUAAAGAGCAGUAAUAAAUAAAAACCAUCAGAGUAAAUGAUCAUUGAAAUGAUGAUGGUUAGUUGUAGCUCUAUAUAGGACUGUAAUGGUGACAUAAAUAUGUUGGUUGACUUUAAUCCUCCUGUGUCACUCGCUCUUUAACCCAUCCAAAGAACAUGCAUGUGUGUGUGUGCUGCAAAAACACUCUUUUCUGACUCAUUAGGAAUUUAUUCCUGUUAAUUAAAUAUCCCAGAAGCAGAUCUAAAGGAAGUGUUUUUUUUUCUUCCAAAAGAGGGAUUUUAUUUGCUUCUUUUUCUCCUCUUUAUUUGACAGCCAGGAAGAGAGUUUGUUUUAUGCCUCAUGGAUUAAAAAAUUACUUUGAUGUCCGUGCACCGUUAGACGAGAUGAUAAUUGCAAGUUUAUUGCCUCUCUUUCCACCAGUUCACUGCCAGCAGUCCUCAAGAGGCCAGAGAAUGGGUGGACCAAAUCAAUUUUGUUCUUCGAGGUAAGAAAGCUUUCUCCCUCUGGCUCCUAUUGUCUUUGCACUUUUUCAUCCGAGUGUUUUUUUUCUCCUUCUGUUGCCUCUAAGAGAGAGUUCCUGCUUUUUCUGUUUCUCCUUUGGAUUUCUUAUUCUAAUAAAUGGUUCAAAGAUAAAACCUCUCUGAUACACGCUCAUACUAAAAUAAAUCACAUCGACUUUAGGUGACUUUUGAAAAAGCUCCGUCUAUUUUUAUCUGUGUUGUUCUUAAGCGUGCUUGUGUUUGAGGGGCAGAGAGGUCAGAAAUGAAAGGAAACCCUUUCUUCAUCACUGACUGAGAUAAAAACCACCUGAUCCAUCAGGAACCUGACAGCCAAAAACCGGGGUCCUGAAUCUCCUCCUGUCACCCACCAUGUCCUGCAGCCCUCUUAACCCCCUCCUCCCCUGACCCUCCUACAGAAUUCCAGCUUACAGGAAAUUGAUUGGUAGCUGUUCUGGUUAUCCUCCAGUGACAUUGAUUUCUGCUCGGCCGCUGCUGUACGGCCGAGGACCUGAUACCCUGUGUUGCAGCGGCCAGUCGCCUGCAAUGAGACGGCUCCUCCAUCUGAGCGAGCCGGUCUUCUCUAAAAUGGGCUCGGCCCGGGACACUGAUUUGCGGGAAGUAACAGACACUCAGCAGUUUGUCUUACUUCCUCCAAGCCCAGUUAUCGAAGUCCCAAACACAGAUGGACACAGAUGAUUUUUUUUUACCUCUUUAUUCUUUAAGUAAACCUGAAAAAUCCUGACUUUUCUUUUCCUUGUGUUUUUAUUUUUUAAUGCUUCUGCCUGAUUGAUUAUUUUAAUGAUCAAAAACACAAAUAAGAGCGAAAGAGGAGGAGAGAGAUGCUUAUAGAUUUAUGGCUGAAACUAUGAGAUAAUCUGCACAUUACUUAGUAGAUUCACUGAUUUAUUGUUUGUCUCAGUCUUCAAUUGUCUGAUCUAGACUGUCGACAUGGAAGCAUCCUCUGCCCUGUCGUUUCUUCGUUUCAAACACUUGCUGAUUUUUUAUGUUAAUCAGCUGAUAGAUAAGAUCAUUCAUCUUUGCAGACUUAAUUACAAUCUGUAAUAUGAGUUAUAAGUCUGCAAUGAAUCAAAAACACUUUUAAUAAUAUUUUUUUUGAUAAUCUAAACAGAGGAUGUAAAACAAAGAUAUGGAUUAGUUGAUUUAUUGAUCCACAGCACAUCUGAUAGUAACAUCAUUAUUGAGAAAAAGCCAAACUUCUGUCGAUCAGGACUUCUUGUGUGAUCGAUUUGCUGCUUUAUCUGUGAUGUAGACUUAAAAAGAAGAGUAUAGACUAUUAAAAUAGUAAAUACUCAAACAGUAUAAGAAAUGGUAAAAGUGCAUGUUGUAUUGUUUUUUUUUACAAGACAUGAAAACGCUCCAAUCUUUAUCCCCUCUGCAGAUGGGUCGUGAUUUUUGCAUAUUCUUUUAUCAAAUAGUUGGUGUGACUAUUUUCAUAACUCCUUUUCACUUUAGAAAAAUGAAAAAGCUCUGAGGCCUUCUCUCUUUAAGCCUUUAUUUUCAUGGCAUGAUCACACAGCCCUAAAAAAAACAAACUUUGACAUGUUUCAGCAUCAAACCUCCAAUUGGAAGUCAAACGUCCUGACGGAGGAGAAUACUUUAGACCUUUUUCUUCUUUUUCUACAACUGUAUGAACCCCUAAACUUAAGCGCUCCUUUCUCCAGUUUUAAGAAAUCUUUUCAACUAUUUCGACCCGCACCUGAUGGUCGUAGCACAUCUUAAAGCUGUUAAACAACGAAACAAAAAGAGAGUGUGUAAGUGCCAGCAUACGGUUACACAAACAUGACACUGUAAGAUUCAGAAAUGGAGAAAGUUGUGGACUCUUCGGCUGCCGUGAAACUUUUUUUCUUCUCUGUAAAACUCGCUGAUCUGGAUCUGAUCUGCUUUCAUGGGUCUCUCUCUCUCCUUUUACCUCCAUGUGAGCUUGUCGAGGUGGGACGAGGAGUCGACUGUUUCAAAACAGAAACAGAACAAACAUCCAAAGUCAUUUAAUCUUGAUCAGGUUGACCAAAAAUUGAAGUGAGGGUGAGAUUUAGGAAGCAUCUGUGAAACCGGAGGCCCAACCUUUUCUCCGUAUUUGUGACUCACUAACGAAUGACUCCUCUGGAAUAAACUUUAGCUUGAAUAGAUAAUCAAAACAAUUGUUGUUUACAGCCUGAAUUAAAGCCUGCAGUGCUCCGACUCCUGCGAUAAGUCACAUGCUGUUGUCUGUUGUGUGGUCUGGGUCCAUUUCUCUCACUUUCCUCUUUAAUGUGUGUGUGUGUGUCUGUGUGUGUGUCUUUGUGCUGCGCUCUGCUCCAUCUUAACGCUAACACCGCCCAUCACUUUGUCUCUCCUUCCCCGCCAUAGAUCUCAGCUCUAGCUCCAUCCCCGUCGAUGAGGAUGAGGAUGAGGAGGAAGAAGAGCCCUAUGAUGACAUUGAGGGGAUGACGGGCCCUCCCCCACCUCGGCCUCGUGCCGCCCCAGCCUUCAGAGGAGGAGGUUACGAGGCGGAGGAGGCCGAGGAGGAGGACGAGGAUAUCUACGAGGUGGUGCCAGGUAUGAGGAUGUGGACUCUUCAGCACCUACACACACUAACACACACUAACACACACAAACUCAUGAUACUCAGUCAGACAAAUAGACACGCACACACGCACACUGGAGCCCUGGGGAUUUUUGCAGGAAGAAGAAAUAUCAGUGCCGGUCUCCCCUGGCUCUGAAAUUGGUGUUGCCAGGUGCCUCCCUAACACCACGGCAACCAGACGGAUCCCUCAUUUUAAAUCAAGCAACACUAAUAAGCUUGUCAGGACCGAGGUGGCAGCUGCAGAAACACACCAGGCAGAAAGAGAAGACUCUCCUCCUCACAUCAGUUUCCUCCUCUCCGAUCUGUUUAGAAACAGUUUUGUUGUUGAAAUCAGCGAGAGCCGCGUCGGUUCUGAACGCUCUGUCACAGAACAUCCAAUUAGCUAAUGUUGCCAGGCAACAAAUAGCCCACAAUUCAAUCCAAUAAGCGGAGUUUUGGGUAAAAUCGCCUAGCAACAGCAAUUUAGCUGAAAGGAAGUAAAAAACGGCAUCACUCAGGGCUUAAAAUAGUUCUGCAGCUCUUAAUGUCACUCCUUUAAUAGAAAUUAGAGUUUGAUGGAGACUCCCGAAUCAGUGCGUGUGAGCACCAGCCCCAUGUGUCAGCGUGGCUACAAGAUCCCAAGAAGGACAAAAGAGGUGAUCUGAUCUUCUCCAGGCCGUCGUCCAUCACUCUUUCUAUUAAAUAAGAUACAUCAAGAUUCUGUUUCACUCACUGAGUACAUUACCUUCGCCAAAAUCAGCGGUGAGAGGGAGAUCAGUCUUCAGUCUGUCACGCCGGCGUUCAAAGCCAUCUGGGAGGAGGUACAGACCCUGACCACAGAUGGCGUAUCGAAUGACGAGCUCUUUCGUUCACUUUCUCACCCCUUCACUUAUCAAUCACUCCGCACCUCUCUUUGCGCACUUACUGCUCGUACACAGUAUUUAUACGGAGGUGAAUUUUUUAUUGUUUUGUGAACAAAGUGUGACUUUGAAGGGACGAGGCGUUUAAUCUUAAUUUAAUGUAAAAUCUAGAACCGAAGCAAAAGACCGGAACAUGAGACCCGGUCUGUUUCUCAGGGGGUAAAGAUUCAAACUACAUCCCUGCGUGAAGACUUUCAACGCCUCCAUGAAACAUCAGAUGAGUUUGGACAAAAUCAAGGAUGGAAAAAUACUUUUUUGGUCUCUGAGAAAGACGCUGGUAAAACAUAAAGAACUGCAGAUAGACUGAGAAACUAUGAGGUGAAGCUGAUGUCCCCUCUUUAAUUUUUUUACUCUAAAAAGUCUCACCGCCUCACCUUUUUGUGAAUAUUCGCAGAGGAAAAUGCAAAAGUAGGCUGUAAAUGAUCUUAUACUGACCCCAGACCAGCAGUUAAAGUUGUUAAAAUGAUUGUAAAGAAAAGGUCAAAGGGAUCUGUAAUCAUUUAAAUCAGUUAAAAACUCCUCACAGAUGCUUUAAGGUCUCUCUGAGGUUAUUCGAUCAAAUACCAGAAACGUCAAACUCGUAGUCACCAAACAAGUGAAGAAAUGUGGAGCAGGAGUGAAGCGUCGUUUUCCCUCCCACAGUUUCGUCACAGCAAAACUCCAAACGCGGCUCGGUCGCGGGCAGAUUGCAGAGCGAUGGUGGUAUUGGCUCCGGUGCUGAUGACUGAUUUUAUUGACUGGAAAAUUAAAUCACUUUGAUAUAGAAACUGUUGGCCCGUAGCGAUGGCCCUCUCAACUGAAAGACGCUCGUCUGUACCGCAGCAGAAGAGUGACAAACAAAUCUAGAAUCUCUUUUCAGUCACUCUGUUUUUACUGUGUGAUUAAUGUAAAUAAGAAAAAUGAGAUUUUAGUUGUUAAUUCAUGAAAAUAAGAGACUUCUGAGCGUGUAUUUAAAAUGGAAAAAGCUGAAAAGACAUCAAACUUAUGAACAUUUUCUGCCCUCAAACACACAAUGAUAGCAGAUAUGCGAGUGGGUAUACAGUGUGUGUGUGUGUGUGUGUGUGUGUGUGUGUGUGUGUGUGUGUCCCCUGUCCGUCCCACUCUUCCUGGAAGCAGAGGCGCAGGUUGUGCUGGGAGGUGGAUAGUGUUGCGGGGUUGUGGCGGGGCUGUCAGCCCGCUCCUGUAAAGGAUGGAUGUGGGAGACAGAGGGCAGGCAUAUCACUGUGUCACCCCUCAGACCACCGGGUGCCACGCCCCGCAGUCGAUGACACGUCCGCCUCCCCUGCUGGCUUUAAAGACAGCCUCCUUUCUCUUAAACUUCUCCUGCCUCUCCUGCCCGCUGAUGAAUUUGUUCUAAUUGACCAUGAUGGAAGAGUUCAGGGAAAUAGAUGUGCUGUGUCAUGUGGAGAUUCAUCAGAGAUUGACUGAUGAUCCUUUUGAUACUUGUUUUUAAAUGUUUGCUUAGGGAUGCAAAUUCUAAGUAUUUUCUUUAAUCAAUCUUUGGAAAUGUUUCUGAUCGAUCACUCGUUUAAAAAAAAAAGAUUUUCCUAAAUCAUCGGGUCUUAGUAUUUUUAAUAGCAAAUAACUGACAGGACUGCGCAGCUACAGAUGUUCAGAUUGUUCAAAAUGCUGAUUACCAACAUGCAGAGCAGACUCAUUAUGAUAAUAAUUAUAAUCUCUGCAGACAUGUAGUCAAAUAGAGCGAGGCUCCGAUAUCAAACGUGGAAUCACUGCAGAAAGAGAUCCGAACAGAAACACAUUUCAGACUCUUCAGUUUUCUGGAAAAUAUAAGUGCGUCCAAAUCGAUUCUGAUUUCGGCCCCUCAAGAUGAGACUGAAGGAGGUUGUGCUGCCUGCUGCUGCGUUACCCCGUUACGUCCUCCCUCUCUUCCUGAACAGCAGAGCCUGGGUGCAGCUAUCACCCCUCCCCUCAAACACUCUCACUUCAUCAUAAGCAGCUCGGAUCGAUGUGAAACAAAGUUUGGGAGCAUGAGGAAGUUAUGGCUCUUUCUAAGAUUAAUGGUGGCCACAGGUGGAGAGAGAGGAGAGAAGGGAGAGGAGCAAGAGGAGGAGGAGGAGGAGGAAUAGGAGGAGGAGGCAGGGGUGUGAAUGUGUGUGACUGAAAAGCCAAGGGACAGAAUGAAGAAAGUCCUUUCAGUAGUCACACGAGAGAUGAAUGUUGCCGACCGCUUGCUUCUCUAGUUAUACCAACUUUAGUAACGACUGCUUGAUAGCAAUACAGAGCGGUCUGAGGAGCCAUAAACAAACCUCAAAUAAACGCCACUCUAUAGGCACAAAUAAUGCUCAGGACAGCACCUAACUUCAUCAACAGGACAUAUAGGGUCACAGCCAUAGAACUAGACACCAAACAUCUUAUUAACUUUGCCUAAUUUCUUUAGCAAAGAGACUAAACACAACUCACCUACUCUCUUCCAGUCAAAUACGGACUGCUGCGGGGUGACGCAGCUCAAAGAAGAACAUUUAUGAUAAUUUCUUUAUCAUUUCCUUUAAGUAAUAAUCAUCAUAUUAAUAAUUUUGCUCUGCAGACGCAAUAGUUCUUCUGUCUCAGCGUCUUGGUCUGAUUGUAUUUCCAUGAAGAAAUUAUCAUAAAUGUUCUUCCUUGAGCUGCGACACCCCGCUGUAGUCCAUAAUGGACUGGCCUGGAAUAUCCCUUUAAAAUAGUUGAUAUCAUGAUUUUUGUCAGAAUCCAGCUGCUCCAAGUGCAACCAAGUCAAGAGCAGAAAACGCCCACUCAGAGGGCGCUGAUGUUACUGUGUUUGCAAAGAUACUGGUAGGUCAGCUUUGCCAAUCUGACUUUCUACCAGUCUGACAGCUUUGUAUCCAGAGGGGGGGUCAUGCCCUGCAAAUAGUUCUUGACCUCUGUGGCUGAGGAUCUCCGCCCAGGUGUGACAUUUAAAGCAAGUUAGAAACUCAAAACAACCUCCUAAAAACUGAAUAUGAUCCGAAUCCGUGUUAUUUAUCUCUGCCUGAUAUAAAACAGAAAAAAGCAUUUUUAAAGCACGGUCUUUUCUUGUUACAGCAGGUCUGACUUUCCUGGUUUAUCUUGAGUAAAAAUCCCCCCUGCUGCUGAUCAUUAACGGAUGCAUGGACUAAUUUUAAUUCUCAAAAGUGGUUUUCUUGUCUUUUGUUAGUUUCAGAAGAGGAUUUCCAAGAUCCAACAGAAGAGAUCAGCGAGAAGAGCAACAAAUCAGGUCUGACCUCAUUACAGUCUCCUCCGUAUAAUGAGAACAUCCACGACUUGAUAGUUUUUUUCUUUGAUCGUCUUUGCCUAGAACUUGGAAAACGGAAACUUUUCUCAUCCUUUUGUUUAAACGUGCGCUCUUUGUUUUCUCUUAGCGUGGUCAUCAGAUUACGCUAACUACUACCAGGGUUUAUGGGACUGCCAGGCGGACGAGCCGGACGAGCUGGCCUUCCAGAGGGGAGACCUCAUCUAUAUCAUCAGCAAGGUCAGCAUCUCAAUCAGGACAAUUUAAAAAAAACAGGAUCUUCUUUUCGGACAGAAGCAGAUUAAAAAGGGAGAGAGCUGCUCUGUCAUUCAUCUCUAAUGGGAGUCAUCUCUGAUUGCACCCUGGACUCAUCCACACAAUUACAGGAGCAAUUUUAGUUGUUUAAAAUGAGUCUAAUGUGAUGUAAAUGUGUACGAUGCGCAAUUAUUUAAGGGUUAAACAACAUCAACUCCAGUAAUCACUUGGUCCUCAUUUACUUCCCGAACAUGCUGAUAUCCCCAACAUCUAAACCCUUCUGUUAGCGAGCGCCUGUGUGUCGAUGCAGCAGCGAAGCACCAACAGUGGCAUUGUCUUUUUCGCGGGGCCACUAGGGUGAAGUGCCAUUCGGGCGCUGCGUAAUGGUGCUGUUGUUCAUUAUGGAGCCUCUAUCACAGGGGUUAAUUGAGUAGGCAGCCAUGCGAAGCUCUUCUUUUCUGUUUGACAUAAACUGCAGGUGAAGCCAUCCUGCAUCUCAGCUCUUUUCCCUCAAUCUAUUUCCUCGUGUUUUAUUGCCGCCGUGUAGUUACAUGCAGAGUAUCUACCAGUGAAAAGCCACCCUACUGGAAAUCAAUGGCUUGUAAUUUGGGCACUUUUCCUCUGCAGCGUUCAGGGACUUGUUCGCCGACUGUUGCUAUUGGAUGGUUUGAAAUUGAAUCAUCAUGUUCUGUAUUUAGGCGAAAUUAUCUGAAGAGCAGAGAGAGGGAGGAAUUGCCGUAUAUUCAGCUGUUUUGUAAGUAAUUAUGUGGUUGAGAUUGAGAAAUGAUGUGUUCAACAUCAUGAUUUCUUGCAUCUUUAAUCAGCAGCUGGAGUCUCUGAAUUUUAAUUAUUUGUAAUACGCCGCUAAAGCGCGGAGACGUUAACGCCCUCUCUGUUCUGGUGAAGUUUUCAGGUUUGGACAAACAAAGGGUGAGAAAAAAAGGAGCUUUUGUUUAUAAGAGCAGACACGGCACAGGUGAAAUAUGCUCCUCACAUAAGAUGGACUUUUAAUUGAGCUUCUCUUGGCAGAGGCAGAUUAAUGAGAUGCCAGCCUCCUCUGUCUGUGUGUGCUGCUUGAUAGGGGAAAAUGUCAAAACAGCCAUGUUCAUUUUUCACGCCAGGAUGACAAAGGCGGCGUACUUGAGGAAACAAAGGGGACCUGGCUCUGCGCUGCAGAUCCGCCUCAGCCCUGCCUCCUGUAUCACUCCUCACUGUACGGAUCAGAUUACGGACUCGCUGGAGACCUAAAAAGCAAACUCAGUCCAGGUUUGAGGAAGACUUGGUUGUAGUUUUUCGCCGUCUUAAUAACACAGAUUACUCUUGUAUUGUCAAGCUGUGUGCUAAAGCUGAAACAUCAUCACAGACAGAGUUCCUGCAGAAAGUUUUACUAAGUCUUUGACCAGAAUUAAAAAUUUUGAAGUUGUAAAAAGCCUAAAAAAGUCGUAUUUUUCCUCACAUUUUAGAUCGGACAUUUCUGGCUCAUGCCCGAAUACUAAAUCAAAUCCAGGCCGUCCUGAUAGCAUGAUAUGAGAUGUUAUCAUUUUUCUUUGGAGUGGAUUUGCUCGCUCACUAGACAAAUUUGGCGUUCACUGCAGCUUAUUCCUCAUGCAUUCAGAAAACUGAGAAGGAGAAGAAAAGGAGAUCAUGCAAGCUCAAAGAAAAUUGUCCUCAGGAUGAAAAAUACAGGAAGGAGAAGUUAACAGAGGCGAACUUGGUGAGGGGACUUGCAAGAUAAGCGAAAGCUUCGUAUUAAAGAGGCGAAUCUAUCAAGGGUGUCACACCUGUGUGUUAUUUGUUUGGGUCUGAAAAAGGUCUGAAGAAGUCUUUUAUGUGGUUCUAAGUGUGCAGCGCCCCUGAGAUGGUGUCCUAACUAUCCUCUGGUGGGUUCAAAGCUGUAAAUUAUUGAGAGGUGAUCUCUGGGCGGCUCCCAGUGUUCGGUUUAGUGUGACGACGCGUCUCCACCCGUGUCCCAUUCUGCGUCCUAAAAGCGUCACUGAAAAGCAUUAUUUGGAUGACGGCCUGUAAUCGGCUGUUUGUUUUAAUGAGCCCCUCGGGGAGGGAGGGCUUCCCCGCGUCUUGUGCGCGUAAACUCCGGCGUUCGGUUUUUACGGGGGGGAUUCCUGAGAACCCUGACCUCGAUGAGUGAAAUACGGGCCCUUGGCUAGAACUCAAGUCUGUCGCUUAACUGGGGACCCAGACACAUGAAAUGGCCGUAAUAAAACCAGGGCCCAUAAAUUCUCUCACAGGGUGGGAGGCCUGGUUGUCUGUGCUGUUAUGUCAACACUGACCAUAAUUACAAGGUAAUAAGGACACGCUCUAAGUGCUAAAUCAAUGGUGCUAACAAACUGUUAUUUUUAAAGCUGGGAUGUGAUUGACUGCUGAAGUGCAGAAUGGGAUAGCCACAGGCGUGGUGUCAUAUGGCUGUGAACUGAGGAGAACAUGCCGAUUGUAUAAAAGGCCCUCAUCCAUCAUUAUUGAUCUCUCACUUACUGUAAAGUGGGGGCAUUUUUACUGUAUUUGUGUGUUAUUUUUCUGCGUGUGUGUGUGUGAGAGAGUAUCUGUGUAUCGCUGACAAAGUAAAUAAAUUAAGAACCUCACCACUCAUAUGAAUCCCAUUAGUUCGAGGGAAUUAAUCUCAUAGUGCGCCUCUGCCACCCGUUUCAGCGGUGCCUAACUUGCUUUCCGCAGAGCUCCACGGCGAUGCUCAGCGCGCUGAUACAUGAGGUACAAACACGCCGUGAAAUCCAUCUCCAGAGUUUUGCUCUGGCAUUUCAUUUCUGAGAGCUUGCAUUUUUCUAAUGUGCAUUAUGGCUCCGCUCUGACAUUUCAGUGCGUGGAGACAAAUACCGGAGAGCCGCGUGUUUUUUUGGAGAAUCACACUCUCUGAUUUUGAACUCGAUCUGAGUUGUUGAGAUGUUUCACACACGUUUCCAGUCCAUCAUAUCCCGGAUCACGCGAGGAGGUAUUUGUCACAGGAUUUACAGCGUGUUGUUGCAGUAUCGGGUUAAUUCAUCACAGCAGCUUAUAGUGAUUGUUUCACUUCCCCCUGACACGUGUAAUGCCUGUGCACUUUGUCGGCCAUAUCCCACACCACGCCAUAAGGUUGUCCUGCAUUCUUGCCCUCUAAUUUAUGUAUCCAGAAUCAAAAGACAUGGGCUCUACAGGUCAGCUGUCACAUUCCUGUAUUCCCACAGGCACUCAUGGAGAACGGCGAGAUGGAGUGGGAAGAGAUUUAUGGCACAAACCCGUCCAGGGUCCUUAAAACUCUGGCAAGCGCCGCCGCUGCCACCGCUUCCUCUUUCUUUCCAUCACCCUGCUCACCUCUCCUCCUCCGUCCGCCAACCAACCAAAAUCCAGAGAGAGGGAGACGCGCCGACCAAUCCCGUGCUCCCCCCUAAAGCAGAGCGUCAUAUCACAUUUGGCCAAAGUGCUCAGCUGCAGCUGCUCGUUAAAGUCACAGCGGCGAGAACAUGGACACCACUGACACCUGGUGGUUGUUUUCAUAUGAGGACAGAUUUACAACCUGAAUAAAAUAAGAGUUAGACGCUGUGUAAAUGUUGAUAAAACAGAUCUGGAUGGUUUGCAAACUUGAAAAUAGAGCAAAGAUGACACAUCAGAUAAAACUUAACGGUUUAUUUAUUGUUUGAUUCAUAAUUUAAGAUCAUUUUAAACUUGAUUUAGGGACGGGGAUGUUAUUUUUCUGUUUAUUCAUGUUUGUAUAUGUUUCCUCUUUGCAUGGUACAGUUCUCAUCUGCAUUCAUGGAUGUAACAGUGAACUGUGAUUUUUUCGAGCCCAUGCGGUGAUUCCCACUACAGAGUCAAGUCUGGUUUUAAUCGCCUGAGGGCCGGAUCACAGCCAUCCAUCCAGCUGUGUCCAUUUUUGUGCAGAGAUUCCUCCAGAUCUCCUGAACCUCUUGUGAAUAUUACAAACUUUGAAGGAUAAACUCUGAGGAACAUUUUUCUGAAGUUGUCGAGUUGGUGAACCGUCAGAGACUCUCUGCUGCACCAUCUUCAUCCCCAGUCAUGUCACUAACCUGUUGCAAAUGAAUGUAAUCAUCAGUUCGGAGAUACUCCUCUGUUCUUCAAAAUGAGCAAAUAUAUUUUAUAAAAACAAAACAAAUCUGUUUUAACUUCUUAUUCGUCAUCUUUGCUUUAUUUCCAAUUAUAUCUAAGGUGUAAAAAAUCCAAACCAUCAUUAAACAUUUUAUUAAAUGACACUUUAAACAAACACCUGAAGCUGAUUUACAGCCGUACAGAUUUAGCGCUGUGAUUCACGGCCCUGUAGAAAUCAAAGUAAUGACGAGAAAUCGAAGGAGAGAUUUUCCAACGUCAUUUUGCGCUUAAAUAGCCACUCGUAUUUGAUCACGGAUACCUGUGAUAGUCCAUCUUCAGGGCCGUAACAGGCUCCUUCUCUGUUUAACAAGAUGGUUUGGCCCGCCGCCCACAGGUCACAGCGAGUGAAUGCGGCCGAAGAAAAGGGAAAGUGGGCAAACAAUCAGAUGGGAAAAGUCAAGCAAGAGAGACAAAGAGCGUGGAUCCCUUUAUUCUUUUGUGUGAACCCUGUCCCCCCUCUCCUCGCUCCUUUUCUCUGUCACACACACCCAUUUAAAGACCCCUGGCUGCUAUUGUGGCCAUAGACACCAAGACGCUAUAGACAGGCAAGACAUCCUAUUUACCACACAAAGUAGCAGGGGGUGAGUCUGGGGUUCGGGGUCAUGCAGGAGGCAGCGGUCAUCCCCCGGUCAACUACAGUAGGUCAUUAUUCAGCCCAAGCCAAUAGCCCAGAACCGCGUCCGAGCAACCCACCCCCCAAUCCAUUCUGCUUAAUUAUUAUAAAUGAGGGGCGGCGUAAACAGCCAUCAUUACAGACACUCAGUGGCAUACACAAAUCCACUUUAAAUUGCUAUUAAGUUAAGGAGCUAUCUGUAAUCCCAGGCGUGCAUUAGAACGGAGCAGAGUAGGUUUUCUUUUUAUUAAAUCUCAUCGUCCCUGAGAUAUUCUCAAACCUUCUCAUGCUCUGUCAUGUUUCCAAUUUGAAGCCAAUUCUCUGAUUUAAUUAAAAGCCCACUUGGAAAAACGGACACUAAGUAGCCAUUUCCAUCUCUGGUCGUGGAGGACGAUCAUCCGUGUUUCUGGACGGAGCUGGACAAGGUUUUUUUUUUUUUUUGGCAGCGAAUCCCCAAAACAACCCUUAAAAUAAGCACCUCCCUCGCUCCUCGGAUUCAGGUGUUAAUUCAUUAACGGCGAGGAGAGGUCACAGAUCACGACAGAGGGAUCCAUGUUUCUUUGUUAGCGGGACCACUUGUGAUCUAAAAAACCUGCGAGGAGAGCUGCAGCGUACCUGAUGAGAGGAGAAGGAGGAACAGGGAGAAAAAAAAGAAAACAAGAGGGGAUGCAAGUGGAGAGGAAAAGGAGGAAAGGAAGGAGGGGGUUAGAGAUGGGGAAGGAGGGAAGGAGGGAAGGAGGGAGGGAGGGGGAGAUUGUAACACCCAGGCGGCGGGUUCAGCGGCAGGGCAAUGAGAGACUUCCUGCGCUCCAUCACGCCCAAGGCCUGCCUCAGUCAGCUGGUGGCCGAGGAAAGAUGCCUCAUGUGUCAGGCUUAUUAGCACUCCCCCUAGUUUGUAUGCAUUUGGGAUUGUGGGUGAGUGUGUGUGCUACAUCUGUGUGCGAGAGUGUGUGUGUGUGUGUGUGUGUGUUUGGGAACAGGAUGAGAAAGCAGAAAGGGAACACGUUCAAGAGUCCUCCUGAAUUUUCCUCCAGAAUUAUUCAUCGUUCUGUUAAAGCUGUGUUUUGUUUGCACGGCACACGAUGGCGGCGAUGGCGGUGUGUGUGUGCGUCCUCCAGCCUGCCUCCUCACCUCGUUGUCUUCCUCUCCGCGCCAAACCAACCUCGACUCACCUUCUCCUCGCUUCAGGCUCGGGUAGCUGUCAAUCCGUCCUCCGGUCGGGGAGCAUGAGCGAUGGGCCUAUCAGAAUGCCACCAUUAGCCAGCCCCCUGAGUGGUAAAUAAACGAUCGCGCCGGUACACUGCAGGUGUUGUCAUGGCAACCCACUCUCAGUGCCAGCCCCGCCCACGCUCGUUCCCCCCUCGUUCUCUCAGCGGAGGAGUCACCGGGAGGUCAGCGAGUCACCGUGCCGCAGCCGCCACGACACGGCGCUGUUCGCACCGCCUCCCUCACACACACACACACACACACACACACUCCUCUCUGAUGCUGCAGCGAACACACACACUCUGAUAUCUUGUCACUGAUCACACCGCAGGUUGUGGUGCAUCUUGUUAAUGAGACAAAUCUACACAUUUCCCAGAAGUCUGCACAGUUUCUGUCCCCGGAGUGUCUUGUGGGGGGGGGAACAUUUCCAACUUCACAUGAAUACUAAACAACUCGCCCUCGCGUUCAAGGCGCCACCGUGAGCCCAAACGCUCCUGCGCUGAGCUCCAAACUCCGAUUUGAUGACAGAACAAGCUAAAGACAAAAAGGGGGAAACAAACAGAAGGAAGAGGACAUGGAGGAGUGAGCGUAGUUUUUGUCAUUUGGAUAAUUUACUCUCUCUCUCUCUCUCUCUCUCUACCCGCCUCUUGGAAUGUCCCUAUUACAGCAGGUGUACUCUGGAUGAACCCGUUUCAAGUAUGAGGAAGAUGGACUCUGCACGCCUGACAGACUUCCACCGCCAUUGGCGCCCACUCUGUGAUGUAGCAGUUGUAUUAAAAUGGCGGCGCUGAUAAUCCAAAAGACCUUUCUCGGGGAGAAUUUGAGACCGACUGCACAGAUGGGCCGCGGAGAUAAAUAAAACUCUCUGUCACUACGGUUGGUGGAAUAGUGCUGCGACGCCCCCAAGGGAGAGAAAAACUGUUUCGCUCCCUCUCUCCCGAUGCCUCCCCCCCGUCCGUCUGUCUCCCCUCUCCUCCUCCUCCUCGGUUCACGAUCCCACAAAUUGGGGAACCGGAGCCAGCUCGCCGCAACUGGGCUUUUCCCUCCACGGCCUUAUGGGGAGCAUAAAAAGGCAGUUUCGGACCAAACUCUCCUCAAACACACACUGAAUGGCCGGGCCGAGUCUGUGCGAGAGCCAAGCACACUGAGACAUCGCAGUCUGAAAACGAUGAGGCCUGGACGGACAAUCGGCUUAUUGUGGGUAACCUGUUUGUGCUGUAAGAACACUUGAGCCCCGUGGUUUAUCACUUUCUAAGCGUUUCAUUCAUCCUGGCUGUCCAAACGCUGCUCAUUAGCUGCAGGCCUCAUUCCUCCAGAUUGAGAGGGAUGUCAGGUCGAGAUGAUAAGGGGAACCUUUGACAAAAUCUAAUUCAUCAAGUCAGAGCGUGUGAGCGGUUCCACAACAAAGUCUGACCUCUAUCUUCGAGAUGUUGGACAAUCAGAGGAGAAAGCAGCAAACACAGAUGCACAGAGAGUUUGUCGUGUGCUCUCUCAUGUAUGUUUGUAUGUAUGUAAGCAGUAUGUGCCGGAGUUCAGAGGGUGUUUCAUCUUCUCCUCCUCAGAGCAGAGAUAAAACAUCCACACAGACGCUCUCAUUCUGCCAGAGCAGAGCGGAGAGGUGAGCUCCAUCAGGGCAGAAAAAUGACGGCCGGCUGGCUUCAACGCCCCUCUGGUCUCCGGCCAAAUAUUGAUCUACUACAGAUCUAGUUAGAGUCCGGCUGCUGUGAUCGGAUCAUCAUCCUUUUGUUCAAAAAUACUCUGAAAUACACCAAAAAGAAAGGCUCUGAUUGGAGCAGGAUCAGAGCUUCAGAUCAGAAUCAUUUGAGAAAAUAUUAUCACACCAUCAUUUCACCGACAUACAGAAAUGUGUUUAGCUUUCAGGUUCUGAUUUAAAAUCUCUCCCUGCAGUUAAUUUUUAUUAUUUCAGAUGAUUUAACUCGCGUUUAAUUUUGGCAAAGCAAUUUUAAAGAACGUGAUCGGACAGUUUGAAAUCUUCAUUUCAAAGGGUUGCAGCGACUUGAUUUUAUUUCCAGCGUCCUCGUUUUAUGUGAAAUACUUUACGUCUUUUUACCUUUCAGAUCAUUUUAUUUUCACUUUCUGUGACACACUUGGGACUCUUACCAGCACAUAUAACAAAUUCUCCGUCCAUUUAGAGCCGUGAUCCGACUUUGUUCAUAAAUAUUACUGUUUUUAUUUUUUCAACCCUCUCCUCUUCCUCUGUUUUGCUCGUCUUCUGUUGUUUUCUUUUCUGCAAUUUAGUAAAACUUAAUUUUUGAUUUAUUCCAUACAGCACUAAUUCAAAGAAACAGAACACACCGUAUAAAACAAUAAAAAUGAAUAAUUUUAUAUUUUUUUCACAAGUUUGUAAAUACUAAACCUGAUGGAAAUGUUUUAUUUCUAUUUAUUAACUUUCUUCUUAAAAUGAACAGAUGAAUGAAUUUUCACUGCCAUCAUUUAAUCUAGUGGCGUUCAAAUCAGGGGUCGUGACCUCUGGAGGAGUUGUGAGACACUAACUAAGGGGUCAAAAAUGCUGUUUUUUAAUAUUUAAAACAGCACAUUUAGUGUAAAAAAAAAUCUACAAAAGCAGUUGUUGAAUUUUAAAUCAUACAAUUAAAAAUAAAAAUGUGUUUCUCUGUUGCUGUAUGACCUCUGAGCCGAUCAAAUGUCAGCUUUAGCACAGGAAACACGACAGCACGUGCGCUCAGGUCGACUUAUUUUCUGCAGACCAGCAUCACAAUAUUACGGCAGUUUUGAUUGUUUUCGAUUGGUCUGUUGCUGAACGUUUACACGCUGCUGUGAUUCACAUUUGACCUCCGAGGGACCAAAAACUUUUUUAAAAACCCUCCAGAACUUAGAAAACACUUUUUUUUAUGUUUAUCAGGCUUCUAGCAAAUAAAAGAAAACAUGAAACGAAGAAAAUGAACAUUUGAAACUUGGAUUUGUCUUUAAGAUCUCUUGCUCGGGUUAUUAUCGGUACUGAAAGACACCGCUGUCAUGUUGUACUGAAGCCUCAGUUUAAAAAAAAAAAAGACAUUUUAAUUUCCACGUCGUCUCGAUAGUCUUGUUUACCGGUUUGAAAAUCCUCGAGGCUACAGCACCCCGACAUCCAUGGGAAAACUGCACAGUGCCGUUCUGUGGGUGGGACUCUCCUGGAUUUCUUGACUCCGCAGCACAGAGUGUUUUUUAACCGUAUUAUUUUAGUGGCCACUGAAAAGGAUCAGGGCCACAUGUAACUGCAGCUCAAAUCAUUGGAAUGGCUGUUUUAAGAGACAAACGGUACACUCCGAUGGAGUAAAAACGUCCGAUUGGUGCUUAAUUCGGCUUGGUUUACUUGUACUUGAAACCCCCGGAGACUCACUGUUGUUUAUUUGUUCAUUUUGGGUCCAGGAGUACAACAUUCACGGCUGGUGGGUCGGCGAGCUGAACGGCACCGUGGGUAUUGUCCCCAAGGACUUCCUGCACCCUGCCUACAUCCUGUGAGCUCCAACAGGUACCGAGGCACUCUCUUAUCAUCAGCAUUAUGGACCAUUACUGUGGCCUAAUACACAGAAACGGUCCCCCUGGUACUCAUCCAGAGUGCCAUUGAGGUAGGAUUCAGUCGUUGACCUGCCAUUUAUGGCAUCUGCUGGCUGGAAGAAGUACUGCAUUAGGCAAUCUGAACGCCGCAAUGGGCAAUGGGUGAGGAUAAAUAUGUGCAACAAAAGCAUGAUUACAGCGUCAGUUGUCCUAUUUAAGAAAAUGAUUCCCUAAUACACUUAGAUAGGCAGAGCUUAAAAUGAAUACUGAAUUAUUAAUGCCGGUUUCCCUGACUGUGUUUGUUUCUCCUACAGAGCUGCUGCCAACACACCCAGCCAUGAAUUUCACACACACAGGCCUGUCAGAGGCUUUCGUACUCUCUGAAAAUGACUAUUUAAAUUAUGUUAUUUAAAUCCACUUAUUCCUCUACACUUAUUAAGGAGAAUACUGAUGUUCAGAUCUGAGUUUAAGAGCAACAGCGCUGAUGAUUAAAAGCUUAAAUGAGUCUCUAAAUCCAGAAAAAACCUCUCAUGUGGUCAGGAAUAUUUUUGUCUUUCACUCUGAACAGGACUAACAAUGUUGGCAUUCAUUGUUUAAAAAGACUGAAUUAAUUGCUGACAUGAACAGGACAAUUUAGGAUGUAAAAUCUGGCUUAAAAAUAAGCAUUUCAACACUGACAAUUACUGACAUGAUUUACCGUAAUGACCGGAAUAGAAGUUUCUGAAAUUAAGGCUAAUUAAUAUUUUAAAUCAUGAUUAACUUCAGAAUUGCUGCAGCGAAUCAGGAUCAGUCUCAUUAAUCUCGGAUGUUUAAAGUUUUACUAAUUUGCAUUUAAAAUAUUUUUUUAUGUCCGUGAAAAAAAUAAUCUUGAUUUUUGAUUUAAAUGAAUGAGUGACGGUGACUUUUUUUGGUUUAGAGUGAAGAGACUCCUUCAAAUACAGUGUGUAUUUACUGAUUUAAAGGAGAACACUGUUACACAUUAAAAUGCAGGAGUGAACGUUCAAACUUUACAAUCAGUGUGCAGUUAUUCUGAGAUGACUCGGAUCACCUGGUUAAUGCAGCAGCGUCUGCACUCAUCAGGAGCUCCAGUUUGCUCGCCCUCUCUCCUCGGUGUAAUUCUUACCUGCAGGUUUGUGGUGGUUUACUCUCUCUAAAGUAGAUCUCUGCCCGCUGAUUUCAGUCUGAUCAGCUGCACCUGUUUGCAAACUCAAACUCAGCGUACUUCAGUGAUAUUUUAACUGUAUUUAAUUCAAUUGCAAAGGGGGGUCAGUUUAAAAUCUGAGGUCAUCCUAUAUUCAGAACAAUACGGUAUUUGAGACCAACCAACUUUUUGUAUUAUAUGUAUAAUAUUUUUUACUACUUUGUGUUUGGAGUGAAACAAAUAAAUUUAAAAAGUAGCGGAUGUUUUUUCUUCUUGUCUUUUCCCGUUCAAUUGUCACGUGUGGUUAUUGAAGUCAUGAUCUUUUCAGCCACUAGGUGGCAGGAUUUCUUUAGGUUUUUUUGUGUUUGAUUAAAUAUGUCCUGUUUGGUACAUCUAAAAAAAUUGACAUGAUAAAGAAAGUUUUAAAUUUUUAACCAACUAUUAAAGAGAGUGAAAUUUAAUUUAUUAAAGAUUUUAUAUAUUUAACAGAAUAAAAUCAAAUGUUUCUAAUUUUAUUAUGAUAAUGGAAUUACAUAUAAUCCAGCAUAAGUAAUUUAAAGAACAUGUCAAAAUAGUUACUGAACUUUUUCACAAUAUUCUUUUUUGUUUUUAAGAAAAUGGUUUUUAAAGCUAUUUUUGAAGCUUAUAAGAUUAAUUAUCUGUUGUUUUGGUUUCUUUGCUUUUCUGGAGGUAAGUAGACUAAAAAGUUGACAACACAGGAUAGACUUUUAUCAGCAGUCUGCUUCUGCCUUUUCAGUCAAUAUUCAACACAUCAUUCUUGAUUUUGUGUGAAAUGUCAAUAUUGUGAACAAUAAUUGGUGUUGUAAUGACCGAAUAAAAAACUACUACUACUA